GCCUGGCUUUCUAUCCACUGAGCCAGCCAGCUUUUUCUCCAGUUAAGGAAAAGCAAGGGAUUAAGAAUUCCCUUUUACAGACUUCCAGGUUAACAUGGCUGCAGUGUAAAAGCAGGACUCUUCCUCUUCUAACCUACUAUCGAUAUAGACUACCUCAAAAGGCCAAAAAAAGAAAAAAACAAGUUCAGGUGAACAAAGGGACUCCACAGUAGGGUGCAGCAUUGAAGGUACGUGGGAUUUGGGCAUUUCCACACUAUAAGGUGGUGAAAUAGCUCCCCAAAAUGGAAACUGAUCAACCCUCCCCCACCCCACCUGUGGAACCAGAAUCAGAGUAAGCAUACUAGAAUCAGAAAGUGAAGCAAGGGGCACCUCUAGGUCCUUGGCAGCUGACUAAGAACACCAAGGAUCUACCCCUGAAAGCAGCUAGACUUGAGACCCCAGCAGGUUGAAGAGUGGACCUUGGGCUCAGAGAUAACUCAGAGAAGGGCAACACAUAAUAGAAGCAGAGGAGACUUGAGAGGUGGCCUCAGGCAAAAAUUGCUCCUUAGCUCCAUACACAGAGAGCCUUCCCUCCUCACUCAGACUUCUGACAGGAAAGGGAAGGAAAAACCAGCAAAGUGAUGGCAAACAAUGCCCAGAAAGUACAAUUUCCAAACAUCAAGAAGAACAAGAAGAAGGCUUUGACCCUGGAUAAUUUUUAUGGUGAAAAAAUUCAAACUACAGAGGAAACAGCAGAGUAAUACAAACAAGUAAAUGCAUCCAAAACUUCCAAAAAAUGGAAACUGGCCACAAGCUCUUGAAGAAUUUAAAUCAAGGAUUUUGAGAAAGAUGGAAGAGAUUUGGCAAGAAAAGUGGGAAAUAGUUCAAAAAGAAAAUAAUAGUCUAAAAGAUAGGAAUUCCCAAUUGAAUAAACAAGCCUAGAAAUCAAAUGAAAUGAUAAAUAAAUUGGAGACCAAAAUUAAACAGCUGGAAGCCAUGAUAAGCAGGAUAGACCAAACCAAAAAGGAAAAUAAAAAGGUUAUAGCAGAAAAUCAAAAGAUUAUAGUGGAAAACCAGUCUUUAAAGACCAGAAUUGGGCAACUGGAAGAAAAUGAUCUUGCAAUGGCAAGAAUUAAUAAAGCAAAGUCAAAAGACUGACAAAAUUGAAGGUAACAAAAAUAUCUCACUGACAAGAUGAUAGACGAUGAAAACCAGUCUCAAAAAGACAUUUUGAGAACCAUUGGUCUACCUGAAAACCCAGAAAUAAAUAAAUUAUCAUACUACAAGAGAUUAUCCAAGAAGAUUAUCCAAGCUGCCCUGAUGUUCUUGAACAAGGCAAAAUAGAUAUUGAAAGAGUUAAUAGAAUACCCUCAACACUAAAUCCUCAAAAGACAACCCCCAGGAAUGUAAUUGCCAAAUCCAAGAGCUUCCAAGCUAAGCAGAAAUUUUUACAAGAAGCCAAAAAAAGACAAUUCAGAUGUCAGGGAGCACCAAUCAGGAUUACACAAGAUCUGGCAGCUUCCACACUAAAGGACUGCAAGACUUGGAAUAUGAUAUUCAGAAAGGCAAGAGAACUGGGUCCUCAACCAAGGAUCCCUUAUCCAUCAAAACUGACUCUAUACUUCCAGGGGAAAGUAUGGACAUUCAAAAAAAUAGAUUUUCAAGUAUUAGUUAAAAAAAAAAGACCAGAACUAAGUGGAAAUUUUGAUAUCCCAACACAAAAAUCAAGAGAAACAUGAAAAGACAGCAUAUGGUAGAGUUUUGGAUUCUAAUCCACUCUGAUAUUUGCUUGCGUUUUAUGGGUGCCACUUGAAAAAUGGAUGAUGAUGAUUUUGGUGGUUUUGAGGCAGCAGAGACCUUUGAUGGGGGAAAUGGUGAAACCCACACAACCUCUCCUGCUAUUCCUUGGGCAGCAUUUCCAACAGUAUCUGGAGUCCAUAUCACCCCCCCUGUUUCUCCUGAGAGUAUUCUGGAACAACCUUUGUCCUCAGCUCAUCUUAUCUCUUCUAAGCCCAUCAUUUCAUCACAGAAUAAUGCACUGAUUGUUCCACAAACAGGCAACAAUAUUGUAAGUCAUGCAUUAUCUAAAGAUCAGGUUCAGCAAUCAACAAAUACUGUUGAUCCUUCAGUUUCUCCAUUGAACUUAACUGAUAAAAAAAACAAUGAAACAGUUAAACUUGUGGAUGCUGCUGCUGAAGAUCACAAGGCUAUUGGGUUAAACAUGGAUCUUCGAGAAAAAAUUGCAAGCUUAGAGGUUAAACUUAAAACUUCUGAAGAGGAAAAACAGAAAAUUAAAAAGGAUUUAGAAAUGUUGCUGGAAAAGCAUAGAAUUCUAGAAAAAGACUUCCUAAAAGACAAAGAAGAUGAAGCACUUUCUCACCAAGAUAGAUACAAAAUGCUUCAGGAAAAACAUAAGCACCAGUUAGAAGAUAUGAGGAAAGCUGGGCAUGAAACUUUGACCAUUAUUACAGAGGAAUAUAAGGCAUUACUGCAGACUACAGUUCAGCAGCAAGCAGACUCUAUUGAAAAGCAGUACAUAUCUGCGAUUGAAAAACAAGCUUGCAAGUGUGGGGAGCUGCUUAAUGCUCAGCAUCAGAGGCUUUUGGAUAUGCUUGAUGCAGAGAAGGAACAACUAACAGAAAAACUAAAAGAAGCUUUGACUCAACAGUCACAGGAACAAAAGGAAAUUUUGGGAAAAUGUUUGGCAGAAGAAAUGCAAAGAAACAAAGAUGCAUUAACAACUGCAGCAAAGAUUGAAAAAGCAACAAUGAAGGAUGCUAUUUUAAAGGCGGUAGAAGAAGAAAGAAAAAAGUUGGGAAAAGUUCAUGCUGAAGAGAGGGAUUUAUGGAAAGCUGAGCAUGACAAAGAUCAAGAAAAGGUGGCUCAGGCAAUCCAAGAAGCUUUACAAGAACAAAGAAAGAUAAGUCAGGAAAUACUCAAGGAAGCAAUGGCAGAGGAGCAGAAGCGAAGUGAAAAGGCUGUGGAAGAAGCUGUGAGAAAAACAAGAGAAGAAUUGAUAGAGUAUGUAAAGGAGCAAAAGAGGCUUGACCAAUUGCCAGUUAGUCAGAAAGACUUAAUUAGAAAUGACGAACUGGAGGAUUUCCACAUGAAUUGGAAGAACCUCCAUCAACUGAUUCAGAGAAAAACCAGGAGAACCUUAUACACAGAGACUGAUACACUGUGGUACAAUCGAACAUAAUAGACUUUGCUACUAAUAGCAAUGGAGCAAGCCACUACACUCCUGAGGGACUUAUGGAAAAGAAUGCUAACCACAUUGAGAGAAACAACUAUGGGAGUAGAAACGCAGAAGAAAUGCAUCAUUUGUUUAUAUGGAUAUAUGAUUUAGGGUUUUGGUUUUAAAACAUCACUCUGUUGCGAAAAUGAAUAAUAUGGAAAUAGGUGCCAAGUGAUAACAUUUGUAUAACCCAGUGGAAUUGCUUGUCGGCUCUGGGAGGGGGUAGUGAAGAGGGGACAGAAAGAAAAUGAAUAAUGGAAACAUGAAAAAAUAUUUUAAAACUAAAAAACUCAUUAAGGUAAGAAAAAAAAAGACUCAAUUAGCCUUUACAAAUCUAGGUAUUCACUGAGGUAUUAUAGUAAUAGUAGGUGUUAUUUUGCCCCCAAAAGCAUGUGACACAAACUUUCCCCAUUAGUACAUUAGUACAAAAUCCAAGAGAAUGUGAGCAUGAGAUUUAGAAAGCAGAUGUGAAAAAAAAGCUGUAAAUCAAAGCUUACAGUGGCUAAAGUCCUUGUCUCCCCCUCAUGAGGAUACUCAUGAAGUUUCCUUGAAGUCUGGAGGCCUCUCUUCCUGCUUUUCCUGAGUGUCUAGUGAUUUCCUAAUGCAGAUAUUGUCACCAGCUACUGCUCUUCCAGAGACAAUGCUGAGACAUCAGUGAGAAGUCCUGAUCAUGGACAAGAAGAGGUUGGGGAGGAGACAAACUCGCCUCUUCCCUCAGCAAGUAAUUUCCUCUCAAGAGGAAUGGAACUUCUGUCUUUCCUAAGCUGCCAAAUGCUUAAAUUUUGGAUUCGGAACUGGCUUGCUAUUUAUACAAAACUCACACUAUGUAACUGAGUUUCUUUCAAUCCCACACACUUCCUGUGACAACUACUUAAAAUGUCUUUAAUUAGUUGAUUCACUGGAAUUGUUUAGACCUUGUUCAUAUCUACUUUAUCCUUCUGAUUGAUUGAUUGCAUCAAGAAUUUAGGGUGACCCUCAUUAUUAGUGAAGAAACAAGUCUUACUGCAAAAUUUAUUUAUAGUUUGAAAAUAUAUAUUUCUCCUUAUGAAUAUCAUGUGGAAAAUCUCCCUGUACAAUUGCUGCUUUACAUCAUCAAAUGCAGACUUUCUUAUACCUUAUAUUUUUUAUGUAUACAUAACUUAUAUCAUAUAAUGUAUGUCCCUAGGGCCUAUUUGGAUGUUGUUUGUUUAUUUUCUAAUCAUAUCUGACUCUAAAUUGACCCCUCUUCUGGUUUUCUUGGCAAAGAUACUGAACUGGUUUUCCAGUUCAUUUUACAAAUGAGGAAAUUGAGGCAAACAGGGUUAAGUGAUCUCUGCAGGGCCACAGAGAUAUUCAAGUGUAUGAAGCCAGCUUUAAACUCAGGAAGAUAAAUCUUCAAGAUUCUAGGCCUGGCCAAUUUGGAACUAUGCCCAAAGGGUGCUAAAAGACUGUCCACCCUUUGAUCCAGCCAUAGCACUGCUAUGUUUAUACCCCAAAGAGAUAAUAAAGAAAAAGACUUAUACAAGAAUAUUCAUAGCUGCGCUCUUUGUGGUGGCAAAAAAUUGGAAAAUGAGGGGAUGCCCUUCAAUUGGGGAAUGGCUGAACAAAUUGUGGUACAUGUUGAUGAUGGAAUACUAUUGUGCUCAAGGGAAUAAUAAAAUGGAGGGAUUCCAUGUGAACUGGAAUGACCUCCAGGAACUGAUGCAGAGUGAGAGGAGCAGAACCAGGAGAACAUCGUACACAUUGACUGAUAUAGAUACACUGUGGUACAAUAGAAUGUAAUGGACUUCUCCAUUAGUGGCAAUGCAGUGAUCCUGAACAACUUGGAGGAAUCUAUGAGAAAGAACAUUAUCCACAUCCAGAGGAAGAACUGUGGGAGUAGAAAAUAGAGGAAAAACAACUGCUUGAUCACAUGAGUUGAGGGAGAUAUGAUUGAGGAUGUAGACUCUAAAUGAACAUCCUAGUGCAAACAUCAACAUGGAAAUAGGUUCUGAUCAAGGACACAUGUAAAACCCAGUGGAUUUACACAUCAACUAUGGGAAGGGGUGGGGGAAGAGGACGGGGACAGAAGGAAAGAAUAUGAUUCUUGUAACCAAGGAAUAAUGUUCUAAAUUGACUAAAUAAAAUUAAAAAAAAAAAAGAUUCUAGGCCCAGCAUUCUAUCCACAGCACUACUUUGCUGAAUACUGAACCCAACUGCCUAUCUAUUUUUAUCUAUUUAUUUGUAUAUUAUUAUUCUAUAUUAUAUAUUAUUCUAUGUAAUAUUCUAUAUUAUGUUCUAUAUUGUAUACUAUAAUGUAUAUAUUAUAUUUCAUAUUAUUAUUAUUAAACUGAGUAUUUCCCAAAUAUUCAUUUAUACUUAUGUGAAAAAUCAGACUCUUUCAUAGGCAUGUUAAAAAUAUUUACAGAUAUAAGUUGAAAAAAUGAAAUCAGCCUUCUGGUCAAGAUGGUGGCUUAGAAAAAGCUGGAGUUCGGAUCUAAGGAAACCCUUCCUUACCAAUCUCAAGCUAUAUGCUCCUAGGGCACCAAAAUUCAAAACGAACAACAGCAUAGACCCUGGGAAUC
Monodelphis domestica (gray short-tailed opossum) is the source of this 5757-nucleotide messenger RNA. Lineage: Eukaryota; Metazoa; Chordata; Mammalia; Didelphimorphia; Didelphidae. The record is from RefSeq and is a predicted model, not a curated record.